GGAGGCGUCAUUCGGUGAAAACACAGGAGUACCAGAGCCGCUGCUAUCGAUCACACGUAUCGCGGAGAAGUCAACAGGCAUCAAGCUGAACACCACGACCAUUUUCAUACUGCAGUGAAAUGAGGGCACAAUGGGAGCCAAAGAGUCAAGGAUAGGCUUCCUUUCUUACGACGAGGCCGUCAAAAGAGUCACGGAUGUGGAGCUGAAACGGCUGAAGGAUGCCUUCAAGAGGACCUGUGGCGUGUCUUACUACAUGAGCCAGCAAUGCUUCUACAGGGAAGUGCUGGGGGACGCCGUCCCACCCAAGGUUGCGGAGGUGAUCUACACGUCGUUUGGAGGCACGUCCAAAGGACUUCACUUCAACAACCUCAUCAUUGGCCUGGUGCUGCUCACACGGGGCAGGGAUGAGGAGAAAGCCAAAUAUAUCUUCAGUCUCUUCUCCAGUGAGUCGGGGAGCUAUGCUACGCGUGAUGACGUGGAGAGCAUGCUGCGAGCAGUGGAUGGACAGGUCCCACCCUCGCUCAGGAAGUGUUUUGCGGAGGGCGAGCGCGUGCAGUAUGAGCGCUUUAGGAGCUGGCUGCUGCAGAAUAAGGAAGCCUUCACCUUCUCAAGAUGGCUGCUCUCCGCUGGGGUCUGCGUCACACUCACCGAUGACAGCGACACGCCCACCUUCUACCAGACCCUCGCCGGCGUCACACACUUAGAAGAAUCGGACAUCAUCGACUUGGAGAAGCGCUAUUGGCUGCUGAAGGCUCAGUCGCGGACGGGACGCUUCGACCUGGAAACCUUCGUCCCCCUGGUCUCACCUCCCAUUCAUGCAUCGCUUAGUGAAGGCUUGUUCCACGCCUUUGAUGAGAACCGGGACAAUCACAUCGACUUCAAGGAGAUCUCAUGCGGCCUGUCGGCCUGCUGUAGAGGCCCUGUAGCGGAGAGACAGAAGUUCUGCUUCAAGGUGUUUGAUGUGGACCGCGAUGGUGUGCUGUCCAGACAAGAGGUCCAUGACAUGGUUGUGGCCCUGCUGGAGGUGUGGAGGGACAACCGCACUGACACUUUACCUGAACUGCUAGCUAACGUGUCGGACAUAGUGGAUGGCAUUUUGACAAUGCACGACACAACGAAGGUGGGGCAGCUGACCCUGGAGGACUACCAGAUCUGGAGUGUGAAGAGUGCCCUGGCCAACGAGUUCCUCAACCUGCUGUUUCAGGUGUGCCACAUAGUGCUUGGUCUGAGGCCAGCUACGCCAGAGGAGGAGGGCCAGAUCAUCAGGGGCUGGCUGGAGAGGGAAAGCAGGCAUGGGCUGAAGACGGGCCAGAACUGGUUCCUCAUCUCCAUGCAGUGGUGGCAGCAGUGGAAGGAUUAUGUCAAAUACGACAACAAGUCCAUUGUGGUGGAGCAGCCCUCCAUCAGCCUGGGUGCUGGGAGGAGAAGCAGCCCCCAGUCCAGUGCUGGCGUGGAGCCCGCCCCCCUGCCCUCGCGAGCGGGUUACACCAACGGCAGCGGAGGGGUGGUGCGGUCCUCCAGCUCCUCUGACGACAAGUCCUCGGACAUCUCCAGUGCGUCGGAGGCAGUGGAAAGCCCCAGCACCGGCCUGAUCCCUCACAUGAGUUCGUCGGCGACGGAGCUGUGCUUCGCGCGGCAGCACAACGCCUCGGACAACAACAACCAGUGCUUCUCCAGCUCCACCUCCAAUGGCCACCUGCCCUCCCCCCUCACCACACAGAGACCCGCCGCCAUAGACAACCAGCCACUCGUCCUCACAGACCCUGUGAAGGCUCCGACGUUAACGAUGGAGGGCGGGCGUCUGAAGCGUUCUCCACCCCUGGCAGUGGGCCGGGACUUUGAGACGGUGCCAGAGCCGGUGUGGAGGGCACUCUACCACUGGUACGGUGCCAACCUCAGCCUGCCACGACCGGUGAUCCAGCACAGCAAGACGGGGCAGCCCGAGCUGGAGCUCUUCCCCCGCUACCUGCUCUUCCUGCGGCAGCAGCCGGCCACGCGCACCCCCCAGUCCAACAUCUGGGUCAACAUGGGUAUGACCAGCCUGCGCAUGUUCCCCGAGCACAUACCCCGAGGUAACAUGCCCUCUCCCAGUGCGCCCCUAAAGCGAGUGCUGGCUUACACGGGCUGCUUCAGCUGUAUGGGCACCAUCAAGGACAUCCACGAGUACCUGUCACAGCGCCUGCGCAUCAAGGUCGAGGACAUGAGGCUCUGGCUCUACAACAGUGAGAAUUACCUCACACUCUUGGAUGAUGAGGACCACACACUAGAAAGCUUGAAGAUUCAGGACGAGCAGCACUUAGUCAUUGAAGUUCGAAACAAAGACAUGAGCUGGCCAGAGGAAAUGUCAUUCAUUGCCAACAGCAGCAAAAUCGACCGCCACAAAGUCCCGACGGAGAAGGGUGCGACGGGGCUGAGUAACCUUGGCAACACCUGCUUCAUGAACUCCAGUAUCCAGUGUGUGAGCAACACCAAGCCCCUCACAGACUACUUCAUCUCAGGCCGCCACCUCUACGAGCUCAACAGGACCAAUCCCAUUGGAAUGCGAGGCCACAUGGCCAAGUGCUAUGGGGAUUUGGUGCAGGAGCUGUGGAGUGGAGCGCAGAAGAGUGUGGCGCCACUGAAGCUCAGGUGGACGAUAGCGAAGUAUGCGCCGCGCUUCAAUGGUUUCCAGCAGCAGGACUCCCAGGAGCUGUUGGCCUUCCUGCUGGAUGGGCUGCAUGAGGACCUGAACCGCGUCCAUGAGAAGCCCUACGUGGAGCUCAAGGACAGCGACGGCAGGCCCGACUACGAGGUGGCUUCGGAGGCGUGGGAGAACCACCUGAGGAGGAACCGCUCCAUCGUGGUGGACCUGUUCCACGGCCAGCUCAAGUCCCAGGUGAAGUGCAAGACCUGCGGCCACAUCAGCGCUCGCUUCGACCCCUUCAACUUCCUCUCCCUGCCCCUGCCCAUGGACAGCUCCAUGCACCUGGAGAUCACAGUGAUCAAGCUGGAUGGCUCGACGCCAGUGCGCUUCGGGCUGCGGUUGAACAUGGACGAGAAGUACACGGGCCUGAAGAAACAGCUGAGCGAGCUGUGCUGCCUGAAGCCAGACCAGAUCCUCCUGGCAGAGGUGCACAACUUCAACGUCAGGAACUUCCCCCAGGACAAUCAGAAGGUGCGGCUGUCUGUCAACGGUUUCCUGUGUGCGUUUGAGAUCCCUGUGCCUGGCUCACCUACCUCUGUCACCUCGCCAACACCAGCAGAAAGCACAUCGUUACCCAACGGGGUACCCUCCGCCAACGGGCACAUAGGGGGCGGGAAGCCCGGUGGCCUGAUUCCCAACGGCAUUCCGAGCAGCAAGGUGGUGCCCUGCCCCUCCACCCCGGAGAAGCCCCUCGCCAACGGCGUUCCCAACGGACACGCCACGCCCGUCCAGGAGAACAACCCCUUUAUCGGAUACAUCAUCGCUAUGCACCGCAAGAUGAUGCGGACGGAGCUCUACUUCCUGUCGUCCCAGAAGAACCGACCCAGUCUGUUCGGCAUGCCGCUGAUCGUGCCGUGCACGGUGCACACCACUAAGAAGGACCUGUACGACGCCGUCUGGAUCCAGGUGUCCCGCCUGGCCAGCCCCCUGCCCCCCCAGGAGGCCAGCAACCACGCACAGGACUGUGAUGACAGCAUGGGCUACCAGUACCCCUUCACCCUGCGUGUGGUGGCCAAAGAUGGCAACUCCUGCGCCUGGUGCCCCUGGUACAGGUUCUGUCGGGGCUGCAUGGUGGACUGCUGUGAGGACAGGGCUGCUCUGGGGAACGCCUACAUCGCCGUAGACUGGGACCCCACCGCACUGCACCUCCGCUACCAGACGUCUCAGGAGAGGAUAGUGGAGGAGCACUGUAGUGUGGAGCAGAGCAGGCGAGCCCAGGCCGAGCCCAUCAGCCUGGACAGCUGCCUGAAGGCCUUCACCAGCGAGGAGGAGCUGGGGGAGGACGAGCUCUACUACUGCUCCAAGUGCAAGACACACCGCCUGGCCACCAAGAAGCUGGACCUCUGGAGGCUGCCCCCCAUCCUGAUCGUCCACUUAAAACGCUUCCAGUUGGUCAACAAUCGUUGGAUCAAGUCCCAGAAGAUCGUCAAGUUCCCCAGGAUGGGCUUUGACCCCGCAGCCUUCCUGGCUCCUCGGGACUUGGAGCAACGACUGAAGGAGGAGGCGCAGAGGGUGGUGGGAGCAGCGGGGGGAGCAGGGGACACCUCCUCCUCCUCGGGGGCCAGCAGCACCAUCUGCAGCCUCUCCUCCGUCUCCACCAGCACCGUCUCCAGCCUCAACAGCACUCCCAAAGCUUCCCCAGCGCUGGGCAGGCGCUCCGGCAGCCCCCUGAAGAGCUCCAGCCCUGCGGGCAGCCCCAAGGGCGGCAGCGGGGGCGGCGGUCGCAAGCAGAGCCGCCUACGCCUACCUCAGCUGGGCAGCCGGCACCGCCUCACCACCAGCAAGGACAACCUGGAGAUCAGCCUCACUGGAAGCAGCAGCACUACCAACAUGACCACCAACAGCAGCAGCAGUAACAGCAAGGAGAGCGGCCUGGGGGACAUGGAGCCCAGCUCAGCCUCCAUGGUGGACACAGUGAUCCCCCUGGAGAUUGUGGUGGGGGGUGGGGGAGGACUGGCCACGGGGCCUGAGGAAGGGAACACACUGGACUCCUGGUCGGAGGAGGCUUCUGGAAGCGAGAGCGGGGAUGCAGUUGUCAUGACAAACGGACUUGAGGCAGAUGGUCACCAUGCCAACAGCAACGGGCACACAGACGCAGGGGAGACAGAGGCCUGUCCGCAGCCUGUGUACAACCUGUAUGCAAUCUCAUGCCAUUCGGGAAUCAUGGGAGGAGGCCACUAUGUGACUUAUGCCAAAAACCCAAAUGAUAAAUGGUACUAUUACAACGACAGCAGCUGCAAGGAGGUGAACUCGGAGGAGGUGGACGCAGACUCUGCCUACAUCCUGUUCUACGAGCAGCAGGGCGUGGACAACUCGCGCUUCCUGCCACGCACCGACGGCAAAAAGAUGGCCGACACCAGCAGCAUGGACGAGGACUUCGAGUCCGACUACAAGAAGUACUGCGUCAUCCAGUGAUGUCACUUCCUUUUCCUUUCACAGAAGCACUUUACUGUACGUGUGUGAGAGGCUCGCUCGUGCUGCGUCACACAUAGACACACACAAACACACACACACACACAAAUACGUCAGAAGAGAAGAGGAGUCGCCUGCAUUGUCAGUCAGGAGUUGUCGUCAAGCACAAAAGGGUCCCGGUUUUCUUUUCGUUUGUUUAUAUUUUUAAGAAGUCCAAGCUAGCUGGCUGACUAACUGCUGGCGGCCAUUUUGGAUGGAUAGAGACUCCAACCCCUGAGGGUGUUAUGGAAUGACGGUGAGAGUCUGGCAGAGGGACUAAAACUUGUUGGGUGGUUUCAUUGUUGCCAAGCGAACAAAAGUGUCCGUUUUUGUUUUUUAGGAUUGGACCAGUGCACGCAAAUCGUGUCUACUUAUCGUGAAACAACCCCAACAUCAACAACAACAACAAAAAGCAAAUAAAUAAUACAAGUAAUUGAACAAGACUGAAGCACACAACACACUCACCACACAGAGGUUCUUUACUUUGAACUGAUCUAUUUAUUCUAUAUUAGUGCUACAGGCCGAUCCAACCUGCCAUAAGAAAGCACACAAUCAGUAUUCCAACACGUGCUAAACCUACUCAAAGAGUAUAUUAUUUUGGUUCAUUCAUUGGCCAGGCCAAAAUGUUUUCUCCCAAAGCUUAACUUUCCUCAGAUGUCUGUCUGUAAAAGAAAGGAAAGAUUCUCAUAACUCACUACCUCACAUUUUCUUUAUUUUCUUUUUCUUUCUUUGUGAAACAAAUUGUAAUGUAAGAAAAGAGGGAGCCAACCACAUGAGGGUAAUGCCAUUCCACUAACCCAUCAAAAGCCAGUCAUUUUUAUAUUUUUUAUCUUUACCUGGCCCCCGUCUGUCUUAUCUGUCUUUCUGUCUGUGUUUUCGUCUGUGUCCACCCACAGUGUUUUAUGUCACCUGUGGGUGGCACCAAACACAUGUCACAUGCAUUUAGUAUUGGGAAGGGGGCCAGGUUGCCAUCUCGGAAUGCUGUUGCUUCUCCCAAUGUGUGUGUCUCUCUAUCCCCUGGCUCCAUUGGGGCCGUUAAUGGCUCAAAGCUAGAUGAAAAUGUUUAACGGCCAUAGUUUUCCAACUGUCAACUGCCAACUCGUCAUUCAGUGCUGGGAUGACCCAUAUUCACUCCUAAGGGGAAAUUAGACUGGGACUUUAUGGGACUUAUUGAAUAUUCACGGGAAUGAAUUUGAAUCUGGUACAGCUAUGUUUAGGCUAGGUGCCACAUUAUACAGAACGAACCAAUGAAAUGUAUCCUUUUUCUUUUCUUUUCUUUCUUUGUUUUUUUCUAAGUAUUGAUUUGUUUGUUGAUUUUUUUCCAUUUUGUUUUCAGAUGAGUCUUUUUAUUUAUUUGAUUUAUAAAACGAUAUAAAGAACAGCACAGAUGAUUUUGUUUCGUUAGCAAGGACUUUUGUUUUUUUCUGUUGUUGCUUUUUCUUUGCAAAAAAGAAUGUGAUGCAUAUCAGCCUGGAAUGCCGUGUCACUGCUGUGUACAGUUCACACGUCUUUUCGCACAGCUUUUUUAGAAUGUCAACGGUUCCCAUCGACCAAUUAUAACCACCCCCCACCCCCCUGCCACCUCCCUCUCUUGCUCACAGAGUGACUGUCGAUGUAAAUGACUAAGAACUGUAGCCAAAUGCAUUCAAGCCUGCUGAUUAGCUUUUAGAUGUGUGAUGAAUCCCCCCUGACUUGGAGAUUUUGCAUUGUGAAGCCAAAGUUUGAUAAGAGUUGUCUUGGGACUAGAAAAAAGGGCCCCAUUGGAGGGGUAUUUGUGUGUUUAGUUGACUUAACCUGGAUAUGUUAACUAGAGGAGCAGAGGGUACAUUUACCUGUAAAUAAGGUCCUUUGCGUAUGGAAAAGAAUCCAUAAGACCCUCUUUUCUGGGAGAGUUACAACUCUCUGUGAGAUAGGACGGCCACUAAACCCCUUAGUUGGAAUACCAGCCCAUUAGAGUGUGUUGAUGUUUGGGAAGAACAUCACCAGAUGAGGAAGAUAAGAGGCCAGUUGCCAGUCAGAGUAUGUGGAUGGCCAGUAGCAUUUAUUCAAAAUCCACAUCUCCACUGUGAAGAGAUACAGUAUAAUGAACAAGGAAUGAAUGGAUGAUUGUCUGUCUGUCUGUCCGUCCGUCUGUCUGUCUGUCUGGAUGGUUGUUUAGUUGGUUGGUUUGUGGUUUUGUUUUGUUGUAUGUAUAUUUAUGAUUGUAUGAUUCUGUGAAUCUCCUCGUUGAAGGAGAGGGCAUUAAGCUUUAGAUGCAUCACUGAGCUUGUAGAGAUCAAUAUGCUCCCUUUCCUUUGCACACACACACACACACACACACACACACACACACACACACACACACACACACACACACACACAUACUACACGCACGCACACACGCAAGAACAUACUACACGCACGCACGCACACACGCACGCGCACGCACACUGAUUGACGUGUUUUUUGCUGCUGUACUUGCAAAGUGUCCAGAUUCAAAUGAAAGUGCUUACAGUAGUUUGUUUUGAAACGAAACAGAUAUCCAGGCCUAUCACAAAAAAAUGUUGAGUAUGAAAUUGACCAUAACCACAUUGUAUUGUAAUUUAUUUAUCAUCUCGACAUUCCACAAUGAUUUUCAUUCUUGAUAGUACGUGUAGCUAUGGCCAGUUGUUCAGAUUGCUGGAAGUGGUUAUCCAGUAUUAAAAGAAAAGCAAACAAAAAAAUGGCACGUAUGCUAUUCAAAGGGAACACUUAGGAGGACCAGCCGUAGUGUCCUGCAUACUGUGGGACAUGCGUAUGUGUCCGUGUAUGGGUUGUGAGGCCUAAUGGAGAAGUCACUGUAGAUAUACUGUACCUUAUGUAGACAGGAAACUCGUGCCUUUAGAGGCAAUACGGCUUCGCUGCUCCUAACUCUGCACACAUACACUCGCACCGUUAGCUUUAACGUUCGUUAACACUCGUGCGCACACACACACACACACACACACAUUGUUUUAAAAUGGAUAAUUUAUUAUCACCCGGAUCGUCUGGACGAGGUCAGAUGAGUUGGCUGGUGAUGCAAUCUACUACUGAAGUGUGUGUGUCUUUGUCCUAUCAUCAUAAUUUUUUGUCUUGAUUUAUGUCUCUUGUGUUUGUUUGUUUUCUUUAUUUUUUUAAUAAAUUAAGUUUGAUUGGUUGGCAGAGCUUUGCUAUUAAUUUAAUGAAUUUUAUUUUGUUAAGAAAGUGUUGUUUAAAGAAUACAAAAUGACAUUGCACUGACAUUUAAAAAAUGUACAUAAAAUGUUUUGUAAAUAAAUAUAAAAAACAAUGUAUUUGAGUAUGAGCUGUAAAAAAAAUAUGUGCGUAGUUGUAUAUGAUGAGGUGAUGAUGUUUGAUCUGUAAUAACUAUUGAAGACCAAUUAAAUAUGGCAGAAGCAAUCAGAAGAA
Engraulis encrasicolus (European anchovy) is the source of this 8539-nucleotide messenger RNA. It is a transcript of the gene usp32, whose product is annotated as ubiquitin specific peptidase 32. The transcript is spliced from 34 exons. Gene Ontology annotation, cellular component: Golgi apparatus. Lineage: Eukaryota; Metazoa; Chordata; Actinopteri; Clupeiformes; Engraulidae. The record is from RefSeq and is a predicted model, not a curated record. Gene Ontology annotation, molecular function: cysteine-type deubiquitinase activity; calcium ion binding. Gene Ontology annotation, biological process: protein deubiquitination. The coding region runs from base 131 to 5098 and encodes 1655 amino acids.